Molecule: messenger RNA, 3393 nt
Organism: Pteropus alecto (black flying fox)
Lineage: Eukaryota; Metazoa; Chordata; Mammalia; Chiroptera; Pteropodidae
Gene: LSM14A
Product: LSM14A, mRNA processing body assembly factor
Exons: 10
Coding region: 122-1513 (463 amino acids)
Biological process (GO): cytoplasmic stress granule assembly; P-body assembly
Cellular component (GO): P-body
Molecular function (GO): mRNA binding
Source: RefSeq, a predicted model, not a curated record
CGCCGCCAUGUUGGGUCUGAGGCGGCUGCUGUAGGCGCCGACGGAGCGAGCGGGCGUGCGGAGCGGCGACCGCGGUGUGGGAUCUGCCUCUCUGCUAGCGGCCAGGAGCGGCGGCGGCGCCAUGAGCGGGGGCACCCCUUACAUCGGCAGCAAGAUCAGCCUUAUCUCCAAGGCAGAGAUCCGCUACGAAGGCAUCCUCUACACCAUCGACACCGAGAACUCCACCGUAGCCCUCGCCAAAGUUCGAUCCUUUGGUACAGAAGACAGACCAACAGAUCGUCCAAUACCACCUCGAGAUGAAGUCUUUGAGUACAUAAUAUUCCGUGGGAGUGAUAUUAAAGACCUCACUGUUUGUGAGCCUCCAAAACCACAAUGUUCUUUGCCUCAGGACCCAGCUAUCGUUCAGUCUUCACUAGGCUCAUCUACUUCUUCAUUCCAGUCAGUGGGUUCCUAUGGACCUUUUGGCAGGAUGUCAACCUACAGUCAGUUCAGUCCAAGUUCAUUGGUUGGGCAGCAGUUUGGUGCUGUUGGCGUUGCUGGAAGCUCUUUGACGUCCUUUGGAACAGAAACAUCCAACAGCGGUACCCUGUCCCAAAGUAGUGCAGUCGGCUCUGCCUUUACACAGGAGACAAGAUCUCUAAAAACACAGUUAUCUCAAGGUCGUUCAAGCCCUCAGUUAGACCCUUUGAGAAAAAGCCCAACCAUGGAACAAGCAGUACAGACCGCCUCGGCCCACUUACCUGCUCCAGCACCUGUUGGGAGAAGGAGCCCUGUAUCAACCAGGCCUUUACCAUCUACCAGCCAAAAAGCAAUAGAGAAUCAAGAGCACAGGCGAGCUGAAGUACACAAAGUUUCAAGACCAGAAAAUGAGCAACUCAGAAAUGACAGCAAGAGACAAAUAGUUCCAGGUGCUUCUUCAGCUCCAAGGAGAGGGCGUGGGGGUCAUCGAGGUGGCAGGGGAAGAUUCGGUAUUCGACGAGAUGGUCCUAUGAAAUUUGAGAAAGACUUUGACUUCGAAAGUGCAAAUGCACAAUUUAACAAAGAAGAAAUCGACAGAGAGUUUCAUAAUAAACUUAAAUUGAAAGAAGAUAAACUUGAGAAACAGGAGAAGCCUGUAAAUGGUGAAGAUAAAGGAGACUCAGGAGUUGAUACCCAAAACAGUGAAGGAAAUGCAGAUGAAGAAGAUCCACUUGGACCUAAUUGCUAUUAUGACAAAACUAAGUCCUUCUUUGAUAAUAUUUCCUGUGAUGACAAUAGAGAACGGAGACCAACCUGGGCUGAAGAAAGAAGAUUAAAUGCUGAAACAUUUGGAAUCCCACUUCGUCCUAACCGUGGCCGUGGAGGGUACAGAGGCAGAGGAGGUCUUGGUUUCCGUGGUGGCCGAGGGCGUGGUGGUGGCAGAGGUGGUACCUUCACCACCCCUCGAGGAUUUCGUGGUGGAUUCAGAGGAGGUCGUGGAGGCAGGGAGUUUGCAGAUUUUGAAUAUAGGAAAGACAACAAAGUUGCCGCGUAGUCUACAAACAAGUCUUUGAAGAUAGGUGAAUUUCUAGCUCUUCAUGGUCCUGAGAGUUGGUUUCAGUCUUUACCAAGAAUGAAGAAGUGAAUUUGCUGUAUAUUUGUCACCAGCACUGGGUUUUUUUGUUUGUUUUUCUGCUUAAUUUCAAAGAUACGAUGCAGUUACAUUGGGGGCGGGGGGAUGGCUCGUCUUUAAAAAUGAGCAUUAAAUAUAUUUGGAAUAGCAGAAGGUUAAGUAAUUCUUAUGUAUAAUUAAACUAAAGCAGUACUUCAAUGGGACUUAUAAGUAUUUUUUCAUCACUGAAAGGAUUUUUCUUAUCACUAAAUUGUAUUUGGCAAUUAUUGCAAGUUGCCUGCAGAUAGGGCCGUGAUACUGUGUUUUGAGGGUUUUGUGUGUGUGUGUGUGUGUGUGCGUGUGUGUGUGUGUCUUUUGCCCUUUCUUUUUGGAAAUCCUGUAAUAUUCUUUUUGAGGUAGCUUAUUUCGUCAUUUAGGGUGCUGGAUGGUAGAGAAUUUUGUCAGUCAGCUCUGUACACACAGUAAAUACUGUUUCUUAGGCAAAGGUAACUUUUUUAUAUAGUUGUAAAAUUCCAUUAUAUUCCAUUGCCAAAGAAACAUUAAGAACUUUGUAUAGCUGUAUAAAAAGCAACUAAUUUUUUAAAGAAUAAACAUUUUAAAGUCAGCAAACAUAAUGUGUCCUUGCAAAAGUUGAUGUGCUGAGGAGCAGAGCUAUGGGUGGGUCUUUUUUUCAUAGCUUUCCAGGCUUAAGUUUUUUGUGUUUUUUUUUUUAACAUUUGGAACACAAAUGAAGAUUUGAUACAUUCUUUCAUUAUCUAAAAAGAAUAAAUUACUCAUGCUCAUUGUAAGAACUUCAUUUUGUUGUAAAUGGCAUAUCACAGAAUUCGUCCAAAUAAUAGAUAUUUUCAGUAUAUGAAUGUAAAUAAUCAUAGAUAAGAAUGUACUUAACUGUAUUUUCAAAUAAGUACCCCCCCCCCUUUUUAAGACAAUAAAACUAGGCAUCAAUUAACCUCUUCUUCCUGAUACGCCUGGAAUUUUGUCAGGAUGAGUUGACUCAUUCCAUUAAUUUCAAGAGGAUUCAGCGUGUUAGAAUUUAUUUUGGCAACCUAUGAUAUAUCAUAACACUGGUCCUUGGGCCUAUGACCCACAAAUGGCUCAGUAUAGAGUUCAUUGCUAAUUAUAAAUUACUAGUAAAUCUUUUUGAUAUUUUAAGCUAUAGGGGGGGGAAAUCUGGCCACUUUUGUGUUUUUGUGAAGGCCAUGGAGUAAAGGGAUCCAAAGAUUUAAAUAUUUUUAUCUCUUGAUUUUUGUUAACUUUCUCCUUAAACUAUUCAGUAGUGAUAAAGAUAUGGAAAACUGCACUGUAGGAGAAUUGGAAUAUUUAAAGAUGGUUGAUAUUUUUAAGUUUAAUUUUAUAUCUUUUGUAUAGCUCUACAAGAAAAUGUUUUGUAAUUUGGUUUCAUUAUUAAGUUUCAGUACUUGGCAGCCAUAAUUUAGAUAAUAUUGUUUAAUACUGUUUGCUUGCAUGUUAACAACAAAACCUUUCGGAGGACCCACAAAUCAUGAUAUUGAACACAUUUCUGAGCCAUUCUGAACAUCAAAGCAAGUGCUAUGGCAAUACCUAUGUAGACUGUUGGAGAUGUCCUGGGCUGAUUUCAAGAAGAAAAACUGUAAAUACCAGUUCUACAUGCUCUGAAAGUAUGAAUUCAUGCGUUUUCCAAGCCGUCUGGGUCACCGACUAGGGCAUUUAGUGCCCCAAUAAUAACUGGCAGCAUGGCAUACCUGCAGUGCACCUUAAAUAUUAAAGCAAGGUUUUUGUUCUGAGACAGAAUAAAAUUCUUCAAUAAAAAAAUGUUUGUCAAA